Pocillopora meandrina is the source of this 5688-nucleotide messenger RNA. The record is from the annotation of a GenBank genome assembly. Lineage: Eukaryota; Metazoa; Cnidaria; Anthozoa; Scleractinia; Pocilloporidae.
AUGCUUCAGAAGUAUGAAAAGAACGAAGAUCCUCACACGUUGUCUGUUGUGUUCGAGAGCUCCUCUAUUGAGGCUAGCAUCAACAAGUAUAUGUGUAGUUGUGCUGCUGGACAAGGUCUUUGCCAUCAUGUUCUUGGAUUGCUCUAUACUCUUGCCCAUUUCCAGCUAUUAGGCUUAAAAAGUGUCCCGCCAAUGGUUUCUAAAACAUCAAAGGCACAGGUAAAAUUUAAUAAUAAUAAUAAUAGAUUUGAUGAUAAACAAUAAGAAAAAACAGUCAUUAAUGUAUAGAGAUUUGACUGUAUCUUACCAAUAUUUUUCCUUAAAAACUCCUUUUAAUCACACUGCUGUUUUUAAACAUAACACAAUAAGCAAUUUUGAAUUCAUAUAGUAUAUUUGUAUAUUAUUUUUUUGCAGAGAUGGCAUAUCCCCAGUCGUAAAGAGGGCAUUAAAGCAAGGCCAGUGACAGAUUUGAUUAUACAAAAGUCAAAGCCAAAAGAUAAAUUGCAUGAACCUAAAACAGGGUUCGUACGGGUCAUGGAAAACCUGGAAAGUCAUGGAAUUUCGAAAAAAAAAUUCCAGGCCUGGAAAGUCAUGGAAUUUCGAUCAGAGUCAUGGAAAGUCAUGGAAAAUUGUUAUAAUUUGACAUUUUGCAAAAACCGAGAUGAAAAUAAAGAAAAUUCCUUGCUUUCACAAGUUUUUGUUUAAUAAACUAUUCCUUGUUUACGUGUUUGCAACGACAAACGCGCAUUUUUCCCCCGAUACCGUGUGAUACGUUUUUGCUGAGACCUGGGGCCGAGUCCCAGCAUCGCCAUGCGACCAGGCCUGCCACGAGGUAAAGAUGAGCUUGAGCGAUCAUUCAAGCAGAUUUAAUAUAUAAUGCCUGGAAAAUGCAAAUUCCAAGAUGCUUGGCUGAGUAACCCGCAGUAUAAUAAGUGGAUAGAACGCGGGAGUUCUUCGUCAGAGGCAAAAUGUAAAGCAUGCAAAAAGACAUUCGCUGUUCAAAAUAUGGGAGAAGCAGCAGUGAAAAGCCACAUGAAAUCGAAGAAGCACGUCGAUGCUGUUAAAGGUACGUUUGUGUGUUCAAAUUUGAAUUUACUAGAAUUUAAAGUUUGCAUCAAGACAAGAAAAUGCAUGUUUGCGUUAGAUAUUUGUCUCGAUAUUUGUACCAACUCGUGAUUCAUUUAGGAUGCAGCCUGUAUUGGGUAUAACAUAGAUUUAAGUGCUGUGGUGUAAUAAGAAUCGGCAAAAUAAUCAAACAGAACAAAAGAAUUUGUCAUCUAAAGCGACAGAAUAUAAAUAAAUGUCUUUUUAAUUUCGGGAUGACAAAGAUAAUGCAUGGAUUGUACCGAUGUUUAGGCAAGAGUGUUCUUUUGAGUUUUUGAGAGGCUGCAGGGGGGGGGGGGGGGGUGGUUGGGGGCCGGUGGGACUAAACUCGGAGGUAUAUUAAAUUUCAGAUAUAAAGUUAAUGUAUUAUGAGGGACUAGCAAAACGGCCAUUUCAUAUUUUUUUAUUUAGCGCAUCUUUAUUUAUUAAUACAAAAUUUAUACAAUAGUUAAUACUAUGCGAUACAACACUAAUACACUAAAAGUGAGUUUUUAUUUUUCCUUGACAUUUGUGGCUCAGCAUUGGGAUUAAUUAUGGCUUCAGCCCCCCCUCCUUCAGUUCUGUUGUGGCGCCUGUAAAAUAUGGUUUAUUUUUAUAAGUGGAUUGCAAUUUCGAUGAGGCUAUUGUGAAAUUUUGAGAUUCCAGGAUUUCUGUGACAGUAAAUUCAUUUAAUUAGGGCUCAUUUUUGACGAUAUUCAUAAACAAACAUUUUUUAAUUUGAUUUUAGACGAGAGUAGCAAUGCCAGCCUCAGAAACUUUUUACCUGCUGUUGGAAGCCAGCGUGGUUCACAUGAAGUAGGACGCUCUGAACAGCCAUGUUCUUCCGGUGCCGGUGAUAUAAGAAAUUAUGUGGCUUCAAAUGAGACACUUGCUGCAGAAGUUUUGUGGGCACUGAAAGUAAUCUUGUCUCACUAUAGUUACAAGAGCUGUGAGGACAUUCCAGAACUAUUUAAACGUAUGUUUCCGGACAGCCAGAUAGCCAGCAAGUUUUCCUGUGGCGAGAAAAAAUGUGCUUACUUAGCUUGUUUUGGCAUAGCACCCUAUUUCCAACGUAAGCUUACGGAUGAAGUCACAAAACUUGAAUUGUUUGUUUUACUUUUUGAUGAAUCGCACAAUAAAGUUACCCAAACCAAGCAGAUGGAUCUGCAUGUUAGGUUUUGGGAUGCAAAAAACUCCAGAGUGCAGACAAGGUACCUAACCUCUGUAUUUCUGGGACAUGCUACAGCCGACGACCUUUUGGAAAAGAUCGUUAGCUACCUUGAUAGUAUCAAGAUUCAGAAGUCCAACAUAUUGCAGUUGUCAAUGGACGGGCCUAACGUGAAUUGGAAACUGCAUGAGCUAUUCCAGGAACUGAUCUCUGAGGUUGACGAAAACGCACCCAUCUUAGUUAACGUAGGCUCUUGUGGACUUCACAUUGUACACAAUGCUUUCAAAGCUGGAUCAAAGGCAUCUACUUGGAGCAUUCAGGAAGUUCUGUCUUCUCUUCAUUGGUUAUUUGUGGAUUCACCAGCACGAAGAGAGGAUUACACAGAAAUAACCAGCAGUGUUGUAUUUCCAAUUAAGUACUGCAAGCACAGAUGGCUGGAGAACCUGCCAGUUGUAGUACGGGCCCAGGAAAUAUGGAAAGAAGUCACUUUCUAUGUGACAACGGUGCAACGUAGCAGCAAAUAUAGUGUGCCAACUUCAAAGUCCUACAAGACGAUAAGAGAUUCAACCCAAGAUCCACUAAUGCCUCUCAAAUUUGCUGCUUUUGAGUCAGUGGCUAAACAGCUGCAACCAUUUCUGGUACAGUUCCAAAGCGACAGCCCUCUUCUACCAUUUGUGGCCAGCAGUCUAGAGAAGGUGAUUCGUGGUCUCAUGAAAAGGUUCGUCAAAGCUGAUGUACUCCAGGGUGCCAGCUCUGCAGUAAAGCUUCUGAAGAUUGACUUCAAGAAGAGGGAGAAUUGCCUUGACGUGGAGAAGUUGGAUGUUGGUUUUGUUGCUGCCACGAAGCUGAAAGAAUUGCAAGCAGCCAAGAAAAUCAGUGAUCGUCAGACAUAUGAAUUUAGGAAGGAAUUCCAGUCGUUCCUUACAGCUACAGUUGGAAAACUUAUUGAGAAGACCCCAAUUGCCUAUUCCCUUGCCAGGAACCUGUGCUGUUUGGAUCCGAUUCAUAUUGUGACAGAGAAAGAAGCAAGCUGUGCGAGGUUCAAGAUUGUCCUCAAGAAAUUGGUAGAAUGCAAGAGGGUUGAUAUUCAUGAUUGUGACAUUUUGUUGUCACAGUACAGUGAAUUUACGGAACGGGCUACACAGGUGCACAAGUCUGAGUUUGAAGACUUUGACUUUACAGAUCAGAGAUUGGAUGCAUUUCUCCAAAAACACAUUGGUCUUGUCGGUUCACUUUCCAAACUGUGGGACGUUGUGAAAUUCCUCUUGUGUCUCUCACAUGGGCAAGCAAGUGUAGAAAGGGGAUUUUCCGUUAACCGACAGCUAAUGAUUGAGAAUAUGAAGGAGACCACUUUCGUUGCCCAACGCACCAUUCAUGACCACAUAUUGAGUAUUGAUGGAUUUCAUAAAUUGGUCAUUUCGAACGAGCUUCUUACCUCUGCUAAAGCAGGAAGACAGCGGUAUCACGCCCAUCUUGAAGAGCAGCGACAGCUUGCGAAAAAUGUUGCCAAAAGCCACAAACGAAAAUCUGUGGAUGAAGCAAAAGCUGAUUUCAGAAGAAAAAAGAAGAGACUUGAAACAGAGAUCACCACCUUACAGUUUGAUGCUGACAAAUUAGCUAAAGAGGCUGAGGUGAAGAGGCAGCUCGUCUUGUUAACCGAAUCAAAUGCACUCAGAAAUGCAGCAAAGGAGAAGAAGAUAGAACUAGAAAACUUAAACAAGGAAUUGGAAGAGUGUGAUAAAUAAGUCCGAGUGACAACCUGUCCAAAAGUACUGCUUUCUUGAAGUUAUUUACCAGAAUUGCAAGCAUUUAACCAUUGAACAAAUAGAUUUGUUCAUACAAGGAUGCACUCAUAUAUUUUUCUAUAUUGUAGAUGAAAACUGAAACCUCAUACUGCAAUUGUGAACACUGAAACAAUGACUGUAUUGUAAGGAAAUUAAGAUUUUAUAGUUCUGGGCUGUACAGGUUUUGUUAGGAAAUUAAGUCUGGAUUAUACAGUUUUUGUUACGAAAUUUUAAAAGAUAUAGUUCUGGAUUGUACAGAUUUUGUUAGGAAAUUAAGUCUGCAUUGUAUAGAUUUUGUUAGGAAAUUUUAAUAGAUAUAGUUCUGGACUGUACAGUUUUAUAAGGAAAUUUUAAAAGAUAUAGUUCUGGACUGUAAAGUUUAUCUUAGGAAAUUUAAAAGAUAUAGUUCUGGACUGUAAAGUUUAGUAAAAAGUAUCUGUUUACGUCGUGUUGUUGCACUUGUGUCAUUUUGUUGCACGGAAAUAAAGAUUCCGUGUUAUACGUAUGAAUUUAACUGGUCUUAGCAUCUUCUUCUUUUCUACAAUUUGGUUAACAUGCAAGGAAAAAACGAAUUGAUGGUACUGUAAGUAUAUAUUGAGAAAAAUAAUUUGAACAAUUGGGUCAUGGAAAAUCGGAAAAGGUCAUGGAAAAAGUCAUGGAAAGUCAUGGAAUGUCAGAAAGUCAAAAGCGUACGAACCAUGUAAAAAGAAGAGAAAGGUGUGUGGUGUGGCAAGCACGAUCUACAAACCCUUCCAGCAAUCAUUAAGUAGCCUUGACUUGACUAGUGUGCUGUCGCCACAGUUUGAAAAUCUCAACAAUCAACCUGGAUUUAUGAGAAUAUGGGAAGAUGAACAAAGUGAGCCUCCAAUUUUAGUAGACUCGGCCUUUGGAAAGGUGCCAAAAGGCUGUGUCAUAAGCUAUCAACAGCCAUUGAAAGUUAAGAGCAAUAUUAACAUACAGCUACCUGCAUUCAACUUUCCAUCUUUAAGCUAUCCAGAUACAGUGCUCAAUGAAAAACAAGACCUUUUCUUCAGCUCCCUUGCAAUAUCAGGUCAACAGUCUAUUGACUUUGAAAUGGAGACAAGGGAACAGUCAACUACAACAGCAUGGCAUGAACUAAGGAAGUUUAGGCUUACAGCUUCAAAUUUCAAAGAUAUAUGCUCAAGAAGAAAAGACCAUGAAAUCCUUUCUACGCGUUUACUAAAGGGAAAAGUAAUCCAAACUGCAGCCAUGAAAUAUGGGAUACAAAAUGAGGGGGUAGCUGCUGAUAUGUACAAAACACAGUUUGGCAGAGACACUCACCUAGUAGGUUUUCUUAUAAACCCAUGUCUCCCACACCUAGGCUGUAGCCCAGACAGAAGAGUGUUUGACGACACUGAACAACAUCCAUGGGGCCUGAUAGAAAUAAAGUGCUCUCCAGCAAGUCAUCUGGAUAACCUUCAGUAUUUAAAGUUUAAUGAACGAAAUGGGUCAUAUUCAUUGAAGAAGACACACAAGUAUUAUUAUCAAGUUAUGGGAUGCCUUGGUUUAACAGGAAGUCAGUGGUGCGAUUUCUUUGUUUACUGCAAGGACGAAUUUCACUGUGAACGAGUAUAUUUUGAUGAACUUCUCUUUUCUGAAAUGCUGGACAAACUGAAUUUAUUUUUUUUUUGA